This is a messenger RNA of Acanthosepion pharaonis, 516 nucleotides long. Lineage: Eukaryota; Metazoa; Mollusca; Cephalopoda; Sepiida; Sepiidae. The record is from the annotation of a GenBank genome assembly.
AUGUUUUUAUUUUUCCUUCUCAUUUUCAGCCUUUCACAUCCCUUUUCUAUUUUUCUCUUUUCCAUUUUUUCUUUCACUUCUCUCUCCCUCCCCGCCCACUAUCACUUUUUAUGUCUUUUUCUCUGUCUUCUUUUCCUCCUCUCUUUCUAUUCUCCUUUUCCAUUUCAUUUUUUUUUUUCAAUUCUUUUCGCCCUCUUUUCUUUAUUUGUUUCUCUCCUUAUUCUCACUUUUCGUCCGCUCUUCUUCUCCUCCUCCUCCUCCUCCUCCUCCUCUUUUCUCUUCUCUUUUUCUUUUUUCUCUUCUUUUCCUCUUGUUUUUCUUUUUUUUUCUUCCUUCUUUUCUUUUCCUACCUCUUUUCUUUCUCACUUUUUCUUUUUCUCUUUUAUUCACUUCUUUUCCUCUUUCUCAUUCUCACCUUCUAACCCCUCUUUUAAUAAAAUAGGAUUUUUUCCUUUCGCUCCUUUCUCUCUAUUCUCUCUCCUUCUCUCAGAUUUUCAUUCUCCUCUUUCUUUCUAA